Messenger RNA from Sorghum bicolor (sorghum), 1023 nucleotides. RefSeq lists its product as uncharacterized. NCBI's taxonomy places the organism in Eukaryota, Viridiplantae, Streptophyta, Magnoliopsida, Poales, Poaceae. The transcript is spliced from 6 exons. Bases 1 to 1023 code for a protein of 340 amino acids. The record is from RefSeq and is a predicted model, not a curated record.
AUGGCAAUGUCUGGAAUAAGCUCCUCAAACAAGCCCUUCGUCCCUGUCUUUGCUGCCGCAGGCGGAUUAGACGUCAUGAGAGCUUCCAAAUCACUUCUCCAAAGAGAAAUGGAAGACGAAUCUUCACGUGAUGAUGAUUAUUUCAUCUUGACGGCUGCUGGAAUUGUGCAAAUGUUUUCGGGUAAAAAACGUCGUGAUUCUGUCCCUGGACAUGUCGUUAUUUAUCGAGAUAGAGAAGGCGGCAAUGAUAGGAUGUUUCAAGAUUAUUUGGCGGAUAAUCCAACGUACGGUCCACAUUUAUUUCGUCGGAGAUACAGGAUGAGUAGGGAGCUUUUCGUACGCAUAAUGAAUGCUGUUGAGUCACGUGAUGAUUACUUUGUGCGAAAAAGAAAUGCGGCCAAUGUGCUUGGAUUAAGUUGCUUCCAAAAAGUCACUGCUGCUUUUCGUAUGUUGACGUAUGGGGUUUCUGCUGAUGCUACAGAUGAGUAUGUUUGCAUUGACGAAAGUACUGCACUUGAGAGCCUACGUAAGUUUGUUGCUGUAGUUGUUGAUUUAUUUAAAGAUGAAUACCUAAGACAUCCCACUGAGGCUGACACAGCACGCUUAAUGAGACUCGGACAGCAAAAAGGUUUUCCGGCAGAGGGUCGAGCUCGAGAGGUCAACUACACAAUUAAUGGUCAUGAUUAUAAUAUGGGUUAUUAUCUAGCAGAUGGUAUAUAUCCCACAUGGGCUACUUUAGUCAAGUCCAUAUCUCUUCCUAUGGGGAACAAGAAGAAAUAUUUUGCCAAGGCACAAGAAGCAGCGAGGAAGGAUGUCGAAAGAGCUUUUGGGGUUCUGCAAUCCAGGUUCGCCAUUGUGCGAGGACCAGCUCGCUUGUGGGACACAGAAACACUAGGGUUGAUCAUGAAGGCUUGUGUGAUCAUACACAAUAUGAUUGUUGAAGAUGAAGGAUUCGUCGACCAUAGAUUACGGUGGUCAAAAUGUGCAACCUUCUCGUGGCCAGCCUACACGAACACUUCAUGA